GAGAGAACUCAGGAAGAGCGAAAUGGAGCCGAAGAGUCAAGCCACACCACCUUGCUCCAACACAGUGACAGUACGGAGAAACCCUCACCGGAAGGCCAGAGCCACUCCUUCCACGGACACUAGGCGAAACCCUAUCCCUUUAUCUUCAGAGUUGACCGACAUUCCUUCUUUCCAAAUGGAAGAUUUAAUUCGAAUACAAACUCCUGAACCAAAAUCACCAAUAUCUGAGAAUCUCAGGGUCUUUCUCAGAAUCAGACCCCUCAGGAGUUCCAGAAAUGGGGUCACCAGUGCUUUUGGCGAUCAGAAUUCCAGGGUCAGGCCUAAAAAUGCAUGGCCUCAGAACGCCGCUAAGAAGAAUAACACGAAAGAGAAGAAUAUUAAGAGGAAAAGUAACGAGGUAUGCUUGACUGUCAAUGAUACUCACUCUGUGACACUGUCCCCACCGUCGGCUUUACAGGAGCUGAAGCGUAAUAAAUCUGAAGUUUAUGAAGGGUUUUCUUAUGUUUUCCCUCCUGAUUCAUCUCAGGCUGAGGUAUAUGAAAAAAUGGUUAAUCCAAUAGUAGAGGAGUUUCUUAAAGGCAAAAGCAGAAUGCUUGCCGCAUUGGGGCCCAGCGGCUCCGGCAAAACCUACACUGUUUUCGGGAGUCCAAAGGACCCUGGGAUGGUUCCCCUUGCUCUUAAACGAAUUUUCAACCGGAGUGAGGAUCACUUAUCCGGAUCCGCUUCUAGGUCAUUUUACAUUUCAAUUUUUGAAAUAUAUUCUGAACGAGGGAAAGGAGAGAGGAUAUCUGAUUUAACCCUGGAUGGUACUGACUUGUGCAUGCUUCAGUCAACAAUUAAAGGCCUGCAGGAGGUUCCCAUCAAUGACGUUGCACAAGCAGAAUCAUUAAUUGCUCGAGCAAUACUGAAACGUGCCACGGCUAUGACAAAUGCAAAUAGUCAAUCCAGCCGUUCACAGUGCAUCAUUAACAUCCGAACUGUUGCUAUCUCUUCUGGACAAGAAAAUUAUGCUCAGUCAAGUAAUGCUGUGCUAACAAUUGUUGAUUUAGCUGGAGCAGAAAGAGGAAAAAGAACUGGAAACCAGGGGGCAAGAUUACUUGAAAGUAAUUUUAUCAACAACACAUCAAUGGUUUUUGGCCUUUGCCUCCGGUCACUGUUGGAGCAUCAAAAGAAUCCAAAGAAGGCAUUGCAAAAGCAUUUCCAGAAUUCUUUGUUGACGAGAUACCUGCGAGAUUAUUUAGAAGGCAAGAAAAUGAUGGCUUUGAUUUUAACUGUGAGGCCUUGGGAGGAAGACUAUCACGAUACAUCAUACCUUUUGAAACAAGCUUCACCGUUGAUGACAAUCAAGUUCGAUAAUGUUGAGGAAAUUUGUAAUAAGAGGCAGUUUUCGGCAUUUCCAAGUGUUGAGCCAUCAAAGAGAAUGAAGUUUUGUUACAAUAAUGAUCCUGUGUAUUUUUUCCAGAUUGAAGGAGCAGAUGCAGUGCAUGAACCCCAACUUUCAAGGGAAGAGGCCUCUCAGAUCUACACUGUGGACACUGGUGAUGGUGUCUUAGCAAAAUUGAGUUCUGUUGGCAAGAAUCACAGUGAGAGAAGCUAUAGGAUAAUGACUGGUUUUUCUAAAGCCAUAUGGAGUGUCCUGAAGCAGUAUAAAGAAAAACUGAAGGUAGCAGAAAGUGAAAUUCAGAGGCUCAGAGAAAGUCAUAACAAUGAGAGGACCAGAUUUCUUAAGUUGGAAAAGGAGCUGAAUGAUUUAAAGUCUCAUUGCACUUGUUCUAACCAAAAUUUGGUGGAUGUGGCCUUAUCUAUGGUAGAUAAAAAUUUUGAGGCUGGAAAGCAACUAGAGAGAUCCAUAUAUCAUGUUGAUGAGGCAAAUGCGGAUACCCAGUCUCCUAACAUGAAAGGAUCAGAAUGUAGUAGCACAGCUGAUGGAUUCGACUCCACUACAGGACAUGAUCAAGUUCAGUUGAGAUGUCCAGAUGAUGGUAUAGUCAGUGCUACUUGCUUUAAUGUUCAGAGAUCAGUCCAGCAGAAUUAUCAGAUAUCUAAAAGCUUAUAUGGGAAUGGAAUGAGCAAUGAGGAUUCAAAUGAAUUAAAUUGUGUGGGAAUCAAGGAUCACCAUCCUAAUUCAGAUGCUGCAGAGUCUGAGAUAAACUCUUCUCGAUCAUGUGAUAUGGUUGGUAACGGGUGCUUCUCAAUGGUGGAGUUGACUCAACAGCCCAGUGAGAAUGAGGAAACACCGGACCUCCAGCUGUCACAUGCGGAAGUUGUAGGCCGGGGAUGUAAUUUUGACGUGCCCGAGCUUCAACCAAAGCAUGAUACUUCCGACAAGACACUGAAUUUGGAGAAACCAAAAAGGAAACUUUUGCCUGCUUCAUCCAUCUUAGUGAGCAAUGUUACUGCUCUGGAUGUUGAAGGAGACAUUGAGAAACCAAAGGGGAACAGAGCUGGUAAGAAAUUUGUUGCAGAAGAUAGGCAGAGAACUCAGGGAAGUAUUGCGCUUGUGCGUUUACUCAAGAGCAAUCUUCACCUCUAGGAGAGUAAAUACUGACAAUCAUACUCUAGUCUUUUGCUCUUUUAAAUAGCUUAGCUAUUUUAUUUUUUGGGACAUCUUUGGCUUCAGAGGUGAUCUAUGCGUGAGAAUGAUGUAGAUGAGGUAGUUGGUUAGUUGCAAACCACUUGAUAUAGAAGGUACACGAAUACUCACUGUAAAAAGCAUGUCGAAUGAAUGAAAUUUCUCCGUGCUCUCUUACUCUUUCUGAUCUCUCUCUCUCUCUCUCUCUAUCUCUCAAUCUCUUUCUUUUCUCCUCUAUGUAACUAUAUCUUUUUGUCCUCGAAGAGGCGAGUAACCCAAUUUAUUCUGCCUUUUCAUUGGAUUUGUUCUUCUUCGUAUAUCAUUUUCUAUAUUCUACCAAAUUUCCGUAGAGUUGUCGCUGGAGGGUGCCUACUAAGGAACGUUCAUUGAUGUUAGCCAUAGAUGCUACUUAGCCUCUAGUUCAGAAGUAGUUAAGACUCAAAACUAGCUGAGACUUUCAUUAGUUGGAACCACACAGUUUUCUUCCAAGUCUACA
Carica papaya (papaya) is the source of this 3068-nucleotide messenger RNA. Its product is annotated as ATP binding microtubule motor family protein. Gene Ontology annotation, biological process: microtubule-based movement. Gene Ontology annotation, molecular function: ATP binding; microtubule binding; microtubule motor activity. Gene Ontology annotation, cellular component: nucleus; kinesin complex; microtubule. Lineage: Eukaryota; Viridiplantae; Streptophyta; Magnoliopsida; Brassicales; Caricaceae. The record is from RefSeq and is a predicted model, not a curated record.